AUGGGGGACACGGCUCCUCCGCAAGCCCCGGGUCUCCUGGGAGGAGGCGGCUCGGUGGCGGCACCGCGGGUGCACAGCGCCAUCGUGGAGCGCUUGCGAGCGCGCAUUGCCAUUUGCCGCCAGCACCAUCUCAGCUGUGAGGGGCGCUACGAGCGGGGCCGGGCUGAGAGCUCGGACCGGGAGCGGGAGAGCACCUUGCAACUGCUCAACCUCGUGCAGCAUGGCCAGGCGGCGCGGAAGGGCAGCAAGCACGGCAAGGCGGCAGCCGCGGCAGCCGCGGCGGCGGCGGCAGCCGCGGCCGGCAGUGGCAGCGGCUCGGCUCCUGCGGCCAACGCUGCAGCGCCCCCUCCGGCGGACUACUAUCACCAGCAACUGAUCAGCAACGGCACUGCUGGUGGCAGAAAUGGGAUCAACGGAGAACAGCAGAGCUCCGCGGCUGGAGGGGAGCAGAGGAACCCGGCUCUCAUCGCAGCUGAAAAUUCCCUGGGACUUGCCUUCCUUUCUCAUGCGAGUUCCUGGCACUCCGUGCCUCAUCUGGCCACAGCUGGAUGUUCUCUCCAAGGUUCCUUGAAGAGAAAACUGGUGGUAAAUCUGUCGCCAGCCAAUAACAAGAGAUCGAAUGGUAUUGCUGACAGCACCUUCCUUGAUAUUAAGAGGAUCCGAGUUGGGGACAAUAAUCUUUCUGUGGGACGGGGACACUGCGGUAACAAUUGCCAAAACCAGUCCAUGUUAGGAUCCCUGACAGUUGGUCAAUGUUCACAAAGGAAAGUCAACAGCCCAACAAGCAAUACCGACUCCAAUGCAAAUGGGAUGUUCAACAUGGCUCUAAAGGAGGUGAAGAAAGAACCAGGAGAAACCCUCUCUUGCAGCAAACACUUGGAUAGUCAGGCAUCCCAGGCUUUUUCUAACAGAUAUGGAGAAGACACAGGGGAUCAGUUGAUGGACCCAGAACUUCAGGAGCUAUUCAAUGAACUGACUAAUAUUUCAGUGCCACCCAUGAGUGACCUUGAACUAGAAAACAUGAUAAAUGCUACCAUCAAGCAAGAUGACCCGUUUAACAUUGACCUUGGGCACCAAAUCCAGAGAGCGCCCCCAGUCAGAUCUUCUUCCCUGCAGAUGGAUAAAAUGGUGAUCAAGCAAGAGUAUUCACCAGCUAUGAACCAAUCUUCUGUGGGGUCACCCCAAAUGAGGCCUUCCUCUACGGGUCCAGCUUUCACAAUGUCCAGUGCCGCCAUGUCCACCUCAUCUCCAAUUCCUUCGGCACCACAGACACAGACUCCUCCAUCUCAAGUGUCUUCAGUUCCCAACCGACCGUUGGCCAACUGGCAAGAGGUCUCUCACGCCCAGCAGCUGAAACAAAUAGCGGCCAACCGACAGCAACACGCCUUGAUUCAGCAAUGCCAGCAAAGCCAACCGCCAUCAGCCUGGCCUGCUUUGUCGUCAGCAGAGCCUUCCGCCGGAUCGUUUGCCCAGGAGAAAAUCUCCAGCCCUUCUUUCCACCAGCAGCAAUUCAGUCCGCAGAAUCCUGGGAUGUCUGCAGUCCCUGUAAAUGGGAAUCCGUCCAAAGGGAUGAACAACUACAUCUACCGGCCAAACACCAUGUCCCAGGGAAGCUCCAUAAACCCCAUCAUGCAGCGAAAGCCUCAGGACCUCGGCAGGGUUUAUAUAAGCAACAGCCAGAUCCCGUUGGAGGAGCCUCAGAAUAGCAUCAAGCCUUUGUUUAAUUUCAACUCGGAGCAAGCCAACCAGCAGAUGCCUUCCGUUUUGAGCUCUCAAAGCAAGCCUUCUCUUCCGCACUAUGCACAGCGGCAGCCUCAGCAACAGCCGAACUCAGUAGCUGUGCAACAACAACAGACCCAGCAGCACCAGCAGCAACAGACCCAGCAGCAGCAGCAGUCAUCUGCCCAGCCUCUCCAAAGCCAGCCGCUUCAAAGGCCACCAAACAUAUCGUUAGCUUUGCAGCAGAAGAUCCUGCUCCAGAAAAUGCUGCAAAAUCAGCCCGUGUCAGGACUGCAGUAUCCUGUUCCGCCACAGCAUCAACUGGAUCAACACUCCGUCAUGGGCCAGAGUGCAGGCCCUAGUCCCGGUUCCGGCACUUGCACGAAUUCAAACUCUGGAAGCGGCUACAUGAACUCACCCCAGCAAGCAUUGCUGAAUCAGCAACUGAAACAACAACUCCUUAUACAGCAGCAGCAACAGCAGCAAAUGCUAACAGAAGCAGAGAAAAUGACUCCUCAAGAUCAAUUGAAUAGACACCUCACGAGGCCACCACCAGAUUACAAAGACCAAAGAAGGAACCAGGUCAACAUACAGCAAACACACCAGUAUUCAGGCGGAUCACCUGCUGUGACCAUCAGCUCCAACCUGUGCUUUUCCAACCCCAUUUCGAGCCCUACCAUCUCGCCCCAGGCUUCAAACCUGUUGUCCACGGCUCACGGAGCCAGGAUGCCUUCUCUUCCGGCAGCCCGCCACAUGGGCUGCUACGGGAGCAUCCCUUGCAGCCAGCCCAGCGCAUACAACGUGACGACAUUGACAGUGAGCCAAGUGCCGCAGCACAGGAACCCCAACCAAAUCCUAACCAAUCAAAACAACCCGGCGGCAACUCGGCAAGCACCGCCCGCUGGGCAAGGCAAUAACUUGUCAGCCUUCGACAGUGGGCCGGGGAUCAACUCCCAGCCAGGGAAAGUCAGCCUGAACCAGGGGACCUCAGCGCAAAGACCUUCCAACGUUAUGGUCACCUCAAGUUCUGCAGCUCAGAGCUGGGUCUCUCAAGAAACAGGAACAAAGCAACAGGAAACACGGAAGGCGGUGGCGUCCCCUUUUCCCACCAGUGGCUCCUAUACAAAUCAGCCACUACAGCGCACAGCUGUCCACCAGCCAUUCCCCCAGCGUGCCAUGGUGCCUCCUAACCAAUUGGCCACCGUCCAGAUGAGAACGCCGGUCAGCCAAAUGAACCCAACUCUGAAUAGCCAAGUGUCCGGAGCACCGAAAUCCCAGAACGCAAGGCCUAACCAGGUACGGGCACAGGCGGUGCCACACUUAAACCCACCUGGGGUGGGUAUGACACCAUCACACCCUUUGUCGUCCAACCAUUUCCCAUCCGGUACCAACCCGGCAUCUGUCAGGCCUUACCAAGGAACUGAUCACGCUAGUGAUCUCGCCUUUGACUUUCUGAGCCAGCAAGGAGAUAAUAUCGGGCCAGCACUCAACAGCGAUCCAGACUUCAUUGAUUCUCUAUUGAAAACGGAGCCCGGUAAUGAUGACUGGAUGAAAGACAUCAACCUUGAUGAAAUCUUAGGUGGUCAUUCCUGAGAGAAAGAGAGAGAACAGCUGAUGAUUACACACCCAUGGCUUUUUUGUUGUUGUUGUUC
Elgaria multicarinata webbii is the source of this 3371-nucleotide messenger RNA. It is a transcript of the gene MAML2, whose product is annotated as mastermind like transcriptional coactivator 2. Gene Ontology annotation, molecular function: transcription coactivator activity. Gene Ontology annotation, biological process: Notch signaling pathway; positive regulation of transcription of Notch receptor target. Gene Ontology annotation, cellular component: nucleoplasm; nuclear speck. The transcript has 6 exons. The record is from RefSeq and is a predicted model, not a curated record. Bases 1 to 3312 code for a protein of 1103 amino acids. NCBI's taxonomy places the organism in Eukaryota, Metazoa, Chordata, Lepidosauria, Squamata, Anguidae.